Leptonychotes weddellii (Weddell seal) is the source of this 2542-nucleotide messenger RNA. The record is from RefSeq and is a predicted model, not a curated record. NCBI's taxonomy places the organism in Eukaryota, Metazoa, Chordata, Mammalia, Carnivora, Phocidae.
GUUUGGAUGUAAAUAUUUGUCAUUAUUCUUAGAACCGCAGUAUUUUUUUAAUUGAAAUGUUGAUGUUAACUUUUUAUUAAAAUGCAUAAUGGAUUAGCUGAUUUAGGAUAUUUGAUGUAAGAACAAAUCAAAACGUCACUUCAUACUUACGACCUUUCUGUCCUGACAUUUGGUAAGUUUCUUGUGAUGUCAGAAGACUCAAAUCCACUUUGUCUUUUGGUUCUUGAGACUGGCUUUAUUACAUCCAGAGCCGCAGUAAACUGGGCAGCACUAGACUUCCAUGGGUAGAUGGUGAUAUUUCUACAAAUACCCUCUGUUUACAUAAAAUCACUCCCCUUAUCCCUUUUGGAUUUGCUUGACUAUCAUGAAGGAGCAAAAUGAGAUUGUUAAAUGGAAGUUCCCACUUCAAGGUCUUUUUGACCAUUUGUCCAGGUAUAGCAUACUGUGAACGACUGUCCCAAGCCAGACUUUCUAGAUCCCAUUGCGUGUAAAGCUCUCUGUGUCCCACAGUUUGGAAUCAAGUGUAUUUCUGCUCUGUGAGAACUAAUGUUCUGGUUGGGAAAAGGGCACAGGAGAAAUGGAGGGAUUGGUAAUGGUCCUCUGUCUCUCAAAUGUCCAAUACAUUAUACCAGCACGGUUCGCGAGCGCCUUCGUGUGCCAGUCCCCGUACUCCGGAGCGGCUGUGUGCUCAAGAACUGGAUUUGAAACGGACCUUCCAGAGGUGGUAGAAAAGGUGUGAAACGUAUUCCAGCCCACAUGUGCUGCCACUUGAAGGGCUGCCCUCCAGAGCGCCAGAAGGCAUGUUAGGGGCCAGCAGAUGGCUUCUGGUGCAGUGCUGGAUGCUCGGGGGAAGGGAGCUUCAUCUGGGCAUAGGGAAACCAGCCGGAGAGUGGCUGGCAUUGGGCGGUGGGGUGCAGAGGGGAUGUAAAGGGUGCAUCCCUUGCCAGCAUGUUGGUGAGCUGAGGGGUGACUAGGCCCCGGGAGGGAGACAGGGAGCCCCGAUACCUUGUGAACCAGUAGUGCUGGGUUAGACUUGGACACUGCUGAAAUGAGCUUCCCUACCAGCAAUUUUAGACUCCAGAUCUUAUUUUUCACCUAGUAGAAAAUGCCCACUGAGGAGUGUUCCAAAUUGUGUGCUUCGAAGCAUGCUGAAUGUACCAUUUCCGUGUGCUGGGCCAGCAGUGUGCUUGUCUGUUGACGGAACAUUUGCAUGACCCCGCGUCACAUGCCGUCCUUUACUCCACCCCCAGUGACUCCUGGUCCUUGUCUAGGUCCUUACAAGCUGUGGCGUGUCCUUUCACAACUUGGACAGACACUCUGCCUCGAGAGGGAGAGGGGUUUGUUUAAAUGGAGGAUGGGAAUGUGAAUGUCUGAAUGAUUUGGGUGCCUGGAAGCAUGACAGACUCAGUGUCAUUACAUUCAUCAUCAUCACCUUUAAGCCCAAGACUAACGGUAAUUGUGGUGAAGAAACGAGUGAACGCCAGAUUUUUUGCUCAGUCUGGAGGAAGACUUCAGAAUCCACUUCCUGGGACGGUUAUUGACGUAGAAGUUACCAGACCAGAAUGGUAUGAUUUUUUUAUCGUGAGCCAGGCAGUGAGAAGUGGCAGUGUCUCUCCCACGCACUAUAACGUCAUCUACGACAGCAGUGGCCUGAAGCCAGACCACAUUCAGAGGCUCACGUACAAGCUGUGUCACGUCUACUAUAACUGGCCAGGCGUCAUUCGCGUCCCUGCUCCUUGCCAGUACGCCCACAAGCUGGCUUUCCUCGUGGGCCAGAGCAUCCACAGGGAGCCCAACCUGUCCCUGUCCAACCGCCUCUACUACCUCUGACCCGCGGGACGAGACGACGUGCAGCCGUUCCUUCGUUUGACCUCGUAGCUUCGGGGUUUUUUUUUAAGCUUUUAUUUUUUUUUUAGCUGUUUAUCUUUCUAGAUAUGAAACUUGGAAAGGGAAUUAGGAGAUUUGGAGUCUCGUUUGUAGCAUUGCUGCUGUGACUGGCUUAUAGGUAAAAAUUAAAAUUUUAUAUUUUAUCUUGGCUUCUCAAAUACGUUGAGAAUUUUUUGUUUUGAAAAAAAUGUGGAUAAGGUACUUUGUAUUAUAAACUAUUUGAAAAGUGAGAAUUUACUUGAAAGUACGUUCAGGAGUGAGCAAGUCCUACUUUGUAAACCUACAUUAAUUCAUCUUCUUUUUGAAAUAUUUUUAAUUUAAAGGAGAGAAAGGCGUAAAGUGGGAAGCUCACUACAACUGUAAGGUAGGGUUUUAUUUGGGUAUCUGAUCUAUUUUAAAGAUAAAAAGCUGCCAUUGAAUAACCUGUACAAGGUAUGGGAAUGAUAGGAGACUAUGGAGAAGUAGGCUAAUUUUUUUAUUUCAUUUUGGGGCUAGGUGGUAUGAUGGUUAAAAAGUUUUAAAUUUCUGUCCAAAGAAACAUUUUAAGACUCUUUGACAAAAGAGUCCAAUAAUCUAUAUUAACGUUACUAUUUAUUUUGUUUGCAACGGGGACAUCCUUCUACUUGUUAUAAAAUAAAAUUGGAUUCUCACCUUA